CAAAAUAUACAUGGUGUGGUGCAAUAUCUAAUAUGGUUCAUGAUAUACACCAUAUUACAAAAGCAUCUCUUAAAAAUAAAACAGCUAAAGAACUUAAAAAGCCAUCACAACAAAUACUUGAUAUGGUUUUAUUAAAACCACACUCUAAGGAAAAACAGCAAAAACUUACUCAAGAGAUAAUCAAGCUUUUUCUUUCUU
Messenger RNA from Racocetra persica, 198 nucleotides. The record is from the annotation of a GenBank genome assembly. NCBI's taxonomy places the organism in Eukaryota, Fungi, Glomeromycota, Glomeromycetes, Diversisporales, Gigasporaceae.